Phasianus colchicus (ring-necked pheasant) is the source of this 2075-nucleotide messenger RNA. RefSeq names its product inhibitor of growth family member 2 (gene ING2). The record is from RefSeq and is a predicted model, not a curated record. NCBI's taxonomy places the organism in Eukaryota, Metazoa, Chordata, Aves, Galliformes, Phasianidae. Gene Ontology annotation, biological process: positive regulation of DNA-templated transcription. Gene Ontology annotation, cellular component: nucleus.
CAGGAGGCGGCGGAGCGGGGACCGGAGACCGGAGCGGGCCGGGCGGGGGCUGCCCCGUGAGCCGGUGCCGGCGGUGGAUGUGCGGCUGGCGCGAGGAGAUGAUGCUGGCGGGGCCGCAGCUGGUGGCGGGGCCGGCGGCGCCGGGCGGCGAGCGGGCCCGGCUGCUCUCGCUCUACGUGCAGGACUACCUGGAGUGCGUGGAGUCGCUGCCGCUGGACAUCCAGCGCAACGUGUCGCUGCUGCGGGAGGUGGACACCCGGUGCCAAGAAGCUUUAAAAGAAAUAGACGAUGUCUAUGAAAAAUACAAGUCUGAGAACGAUCCCGUUCAGAAGAAACGCUUGCAGCAGCAUCUCCAGCGUGCUUUAAUCAAUAGUCAAGAACUCGGAGAUGAAAAAAUUCAAAUAGUUACUCAGAUGCUAGAACUGGUAGAGAAUAGAGCCCGACAGAUGGAAACGCACUCUCAGUGUUUUCAAGAUCUGUCUGAAAACGACAAGCCUCUAGAAAAGGCGAAGAUGGAGUCCUGCCAGCCAGAGAGAUCUUCACGCAGGCCUCGUCGGCAGCGAACCAGUGAAAGCCGCGACCUGUGCCAUAUAGCAAACGGGAUCGAUGACUGCGACGAUCAGCCGCCUAAAGAGAAAAGAUCGAAAUCCUCCAAGAAGAAAAAACGCUCCAAAGCCAAACAAGAGAGAGAGGUUUCACCCGUGGAAUUUGCAAUUGAUCCCAAUGAACCCACUUAUUGCUUAUGUAACCAAGUGUCUUACGGAGAAAUGAUAGGAUGUGAUAACGAACAGUGUCCUAUCGAGUGGUUCCACUUCUCGUGUGUUGGACUCACCUAUAAACCAAAGGGGAAAUGGUAUUGCCCCAAGUGCAGAGGAGAUAACGAGAAAACUAUGGACAAAUGUACUGACAAAUCAAAAAAGGAUAGAAGAUCAAGGUAGUGAAUGCAAUUCGUGUUUUAAAGAGUUGCUCCUUUUAUAUUGAAAUGUUUAAUUUCCAGAGAAUGCUGUUUUAGGAGAUGCAUAAGACUAUGCAAUAAUUUUUAAUCUAUAAUAUUAAUGGAGUAUUAAAAGCUGUUAUACCUUCUGUGAUCUUUAACUUUCUGCACUGAGUAACCAAAUAGUUGAAACAGGGUGGCUUCAGACCUUCACAGAAGACGUUACAAGCAUACGGCGCUUGAUUGCAAUUUAACCCCGUUAGUAUUUUAAAAACAACGACUUGUGAAUCUUGAAAUAAUGGUGGUGGGAAAGAUACUGGAGAACUUCUUUUCACGUUAGGGAGAAGGCAGUGAAAUGCCUCACCUAACUGCUAUCAUCUUAACAGCUGCAUUUGUUCUUCAUCCCAUGUCUUAAGUUUCUGGUUUUUGUGUUAACAUCACGCAUCUAGAAAUAGGGGUUUUUAAUUUGGCUGUAACUGUAAAAGUCUUCCGAGCUAAAAGCAGACCUCUUCAGUGACUCUCGUAUGACCAGUAUGUUAUUUCAAGAAAGAAAAUACCACUAACUUAAGCUUUUUUUUUUUGUUGAUAUUAAACUAUUGUCUUUGUGACUUUACACUUGGGAGUCAAUUUCUGGAUUUGACAGACUUGUGGUGUAUAAGCAUUGCAUAUUCAUAGUGGGUUUUGUAGAGCAUACUUGGAGUUCCGUAGAGCAUCUUGAUGCGGUCUUUAUUAAGAUGUUUUUUUAUUUUGCCGCUGUCUAUAUAAGCCCAGAAGUGGUAGAAGGAUCCCUUGAGAGGGGAUGUAGACAUCUCAGGGAACAGCAAUUGCAAAUGUGAUGAGACUUUCAUCAUAAUCUCUAAAGAGCUGAAAUAUGUUUGAUUUUUCUCUGGGACAUUAGUUUUGCUUUUCCUUCAGUGGUAUUUUUUGGUGUGUGACCACACCCAGGUUUAGGCACAGCACCACAGUUCUUGGACUUCAGCAACUAUCUAAAAAGCCCGAAAGCAAAUACAAAAAUAAUUAAAAGAACAAAUAUAAGCAUGAUGGGAAUAGAGCAAGUAAACAAAUCCCAGCAGGUUUCUUACAGGCUUAGUAAUAGUAUUGUCCUGAAGUAUAAUGGUAAUGUCUAAACUUGGCUAGUAGU